Molecule: messenger RNA, 9520 nt
Organism: Catharus ustulatus (Swainson's thrush)
Lineage: Eukaryota; Metazoa; Chordata; Aves; Passeriformes; Turdidae
Product: vesicle-associated membrane protein 2-like
Exons: 5
Coding region: 267-614 (115 amino acids)
Biological process (GO): vesicle-mediated transport; vesicle fusion; SNARE complex assembly
Cellular component (GO): SNARE complex; plasma membrane
Molecular function (GO): SNAP receptor activity; syntaxin-1 binding
Source: RefSeq, a predicted model, not a curated record
CACCCAGCGCUCGGAGCGGGGCUGCCCUGGCUCCGGGAGCGCUGCCGCCGGCUGGGGCUGUGCGGGGGCACCCCGAGCCGAGCCUCGCUCCCCACCCUGUGAUGCGAGCCGCAGGCAUGCUCAGUAGCCGGUGCCUACCCCUCCUCUGCCAACAACAGAGCCUACAACAGUAGGAGCCGGCUGGCAGCAGGCGCGGAGCCGAAAGCCAUCUUUGCUGGAGAGGGAGGCAGCGCAGCCCGCUCGCCGCUCGCCACUCGCCCCUCGCCAUGUCUGUUCCAGCUUCUGCCCAGGGUGCCAGCGGUGCUGCAGGGGCUGCAGGGCCCCCUCCUGCCACCAAUGUGUCCAGCAACAAGAGGCUGCAGCAGACACAAGCCCAGGUGGACGAGGUGGUGGACAUCAUGAGGAUGAACGUGGACAAGGUGCUGGAGAGGGACCAGAAGCUGUCAGAGCUCGACAACCGGGCAGAUGCAUUGCAAGCAGGUGCCUCACAGUUUGAGACCAGUGCAGCCAAACUGAAGAGGAAAUACUGGUGGAAAAAUUGCAAGAUGAUGAUCAUCCUUGGUGUAGUAUGCGCAGUCAUUCUCAUUAUAAUUAUAAUUUAUUUCUCCACUUGAAAAAGCAAAGAAGGAAGACUUGGCACAACUUUGUUCAUAUCAACCGAUGUGUUCCUUUGUUGAACUCCGCUUUUUAAUUCCCGGUGUCUUGGGAUUUUUGCUUGUAAUAACCCAUAAGCAUUCAGUGUGGUGUAUUUUGGAAUUCUGUUGUUUCCACAAGAAACUGUACCAGCUAAAUACUGCCAAGUAGUUCCAUACACUGUCUAAUCACUGUGUCUUAAAAUGUGUACGCACUGACCUUCAGAAACUGUAGUAUAUAAAAAGCAUCCUAAAACAUCUCAGAAUCAGAGAAUGCAGCUGUGGGGAAACUCCUGUUCAAAGGGACACUGUCAGGUGGAUGGGACCCAAAUCUAAGGUUGCAGCAAACAUUAGGACCAAAUUCUCAAUCUGAGCUCCUAAAGUUGGAUGGCAAAAUCCAUUGUCAGAUGUAUCUGUUACUCCCAUUGAAAAGAGUGGUACCUAUAAGUAUUCAUGUAAGAUAUCAUAUUUCAAUUUAGCCAACCAAACACAAAUUUUUUUGAGAUUAAGUGUAGAAUCCAAGUCUAAAAACAUUGUCCACAGGAAAUGAAUUAAGACUGGUUUAUCCUCUUUUAUGCAUUUAAUUUUUUCGCUAUAGGAAAACACCUCAAGGUGUUCUGAAUAACCAAGAUGGUCUCAAUAUGAAAGCCAGAAAGAAAAAAAUCUGGUAUGACAGCCAAGAAGCAUUGGCUGGCACAGGCCUGAAAAAGCCAAGGGAAAUGCAGAAGUGGUAAUACAAGCAUCACAAAUGACUCAGGUGCAGUCUCUUGCUGAAAACUCAAGGCACCAUUUGUCAGGGACAUCUCUUGAAUGGCAAUCCCCAAUAAUUAGGCCCUGACUUGAAGCCCAUGAGCAGUGUUGGUGAUGUGUGUGGCUGCCCAGCUCUGUUGGAGGAAGCUGCCUCUGCAGCAGUUUGCAGAAAUGGUCCCCACUGCCAGGAUGGUUCAAAAAUCAGGAAGAAGGGAGGGGGAAGAGUGGGGAGAGGCUGAGAAAGGGAAAAGUGCCUAGCAAAGCUUUUCUGGAGAAGAGGAAGGAACAGAAACACUGUUCUAAGUAGUAGUGUUAGUAGGCUUUAAAAAUAUAUUUUUUAAUUUGUGCUCGUGGAUAGUUCAUAAACUAUAGUGCCAUCUUUGUAAAGUGCUCAGCUGAGAUACCUAUUACACUCAAUUAAUUUAAACUAGCAUUUGAUGUAAUUAAAAGAAAUUAUAUAUUAUGGCUUGAGAGAAAGUUCUUGUAUGCUCUUGUGAAUUUCUUAUUUUUUUCUUUUUAAAACAGUGAAUAGUUUAAUCAUCCUUAACCAAACUAAAAAUGACUUAAUCAAAUUUUGUGCCAGGCAAUUCAGAAAAGGCUCUUUUUAGGAUAACUCCUUCAGAUUUUCUAAAAAGAAUUCAUAGAAUUAAAAAAAUAAUAAUUUCAUGGGUUGGGGUUUUUUGUCUGCAAUUUAAUUAGGGAAUAGAAACAGUGAUAAUAGUAGCAUAAAUAUUCCCACUGUAGAGUUUCUCUCUUGACAUGAUUUUAGGUUUAAAGAAAUGGAGAGCCUGACCAGUUUGUUGUGAAUCUCUAUAUAAAUUGUGCUGAAGCAGAAUUUUGCAUAGAGAAUAAGUAAUGAUCAAUUGAAAGGUUCCAGUUGCAUUUUUCCCUACAGAUUCAUCACUUUAUAAUCACGUGUACUGCUUCAUAUCAUUAAGUAACAAGUGGCCCGUCUUAAUGAAGAGGAAUAUUCAAAGUUACUGAUGUGAUACUCCCUGGUUUGCCCUGAUCACUUCAGUCCUUCAGCUGAGUGAGAACACAAACAAUUCUGAAAUCCUCAUGGGCUGGACAAAAAUCAGCAGUGAUGAAACACUGACUCCAUGAGGUGACAGCUGAGGGCUGUGUAUAAAUGAGCUUUCGCUGGUAGAGGAAUGAGCCAUCCAACUUCAGGAGCCUUUUUAAACUGCUAAGAUAACUGGAUAGCUGAUGUGAAGGAAUUAUCUGCUGAGAGUGAGACCCUGCCACCCACACCCCUGUUGAGCGUGGUGUCCUCACAGGGCUUCUCUGCUGACCAGACUCAUGAGAUGAGGAUAGCUUUUGCUGGAGCUGGUGCAAUCAGGAAGGUGAAAUGCUGAUACUGAGCCUUAAUGCAGAUGUUCCUUCUCCUCUGGAAGGCUGAACUGAUACUCAGCUGAUAGGACUGCAAAUACACAUUAAAGAGUUUGAAUCCUCUAGCUACAAACACACAAAACCCCCAAGUGAAACUGCAGUGGAAGUGCCACAAGGAUGCAAAGCUCAGAUCCUCCCAGCUCAUGUAGUUCAAGCAAGUUAAUAAUAAAAUAAUACCUUUUGGUGAGAGGGGAGAAUAGAAACUACUCUUUAUGGAAUGUGGACCCAUUCUCUCUCAAAACUGUAACUAAUGGGAAUGACUGCUAAAUAUAAGUGAGAAUUUGCAAGGAAGAGUUAAGAAACCUGCCUUCUAGUGGGUUGUAGAAUGUUUGUGAAGAGACUAUUUCCUUCUGUGUGGCAAAUUAAUGUGUUUAACUUUCCAAAGUCGUUUGCCCACAGUGUGCCUGUGAAUACUCAAUGUUUGCUACUACUUGUGCUGUGAUGGUUAGUUGUAAUUGGUGAGAUAAGCCAGAUAACCUUUCUAAUUCAGCCCAGAAAACAUGAAAAAGUGUGUCUUUCCCUGGUGCACAGGCCCAGAGCUCAGCUGCUCUUGCAGAGGGUAAAACCUUCAGCAAGGAGAACAUGGUAAAACAGGACUGUUCAGGGCCACAGAUUGCACCGCAGCAUCUCACAUGAGCAGGCUGGUGCAGAGCACAAUCUAUACACACACAGCUGGAGAUCUUACUUGUGUUGGGCCCAGGAUUGAUUGCUGUCCACUCGCUGCUUCUACAUUUGAAAUGUCCAUGAAGUUCCACUUGCCUGCCUGUAAAUUUUCCAGAAAAGGUGAUGUCAUUCUUGUUGGGUCACCACCGAUGGGAAUUUCAGCUCCUGCUCUGCCCCACUAACACUGCCUUGACCCUUCCCUUGGGCUGGUAGAUCACAAAAGGGCUUCCCCUUAGUGACCCCCUGGCAAACCCUCAGAAGAGCCCAAGGCCAUUGCUUUCUGACUGCCACCUUGAGCACCAAACUGCAGUCUCUUCUGGCUGGAAGGACUGCUUUGGAUAGCUUUAUCCAGAAUUAGCCAUUGCUUGAGAUCUGCAUAUUCCAUCCUUACAAGAAGCUCCUCCUCUGCUUUCUAGAGCACAGCUGUACAUCCCAGAGGUUGUGCAGCAGGAGAUGCUCUUUGCACACAGCACAGCUGAAAGGAAGGAGUUAACAGCUGGUCAGAGCCUGUUCCACGCCCUGCUUGGCUUCUCAGCGAUCUUGUGCAUGAUCCCACAUCAGUUUCUGAGCUUGAACAAGCGUUGCUUGCACCCACUACCAGCAGGUACUGAGGUCCUGCUUGGGCAUUACACUUUCUCUCAAAUUCAGCUCAUACUGUAGUAACACAGAUGUGGCUUUAAACCCAAAAACGGUGCUGCAAAGAACUUGGCAGGAAAACUUAGAGUGGAAGCCCUAACAAGGUACUUGACCUGAUUUUCACUCAACAGCAUUACAUAACAGCACAGUCAAUCCAACAGAGUCCAACCUAAUCCAAUACUAUUAGAAGGAGGAUGGGAGAAUCUGAUAAAGAUUCUGAAUGUAACCUAGGGUCUGUAAGACAAGGGGUGAUUUAGAAAUGUAGCCAGUUGGAUUUCUAAAGCUGGCACCUUCAUUCAGUUGGAACUUGCACGAUGUUAGCCCUGAGAACAGUUCAGGCAAGUGAAAUAUUUGGCUUUUUUCUUUUAAUAUGGCAAUCUGCAAUAAGUGACUUAAACACUCAGUGAUGGAAGAGCAGGACAUUAUUGGCUAUGCAAGGAGUGAAAUAGAACAGCCUCAAUCUGUUGUGCUUUUGUCUGAGUAGCAAGACCUUUUAGAAUUCUGCUAAUUUCUGUCUAUCGAAUUCUACUGUUUCUGUCACUGUUCCUCUGACAGGGCUUCACCUAACUUAAAUUUUGUGAGCACCUGGACUACUUCUUGUCUGAAUACAAUGGAUUUUAGCUCUUAAGAGCAAGUUCUUGACAUCAUUAUUACAGCAUAUCUGCAAAAUGGUGAUGUCUGCUUCUCAGGAGGGCAUGGACCAUGGGAGACUCACACUUCAGGAACUUUGAGAAGCUCAAUCUCAACUUUUUUCAGAGAGAAUUUUCUCUAUUCUGUGGGAGAUUAUCAACACAGAGGGAAUGUGCAUGAUGUAUUAUUUUUUUUUAAGAGAGCACCUUGAUUGCAUGUUAGUGGGAGACCUUCACAAAUAAUCUAAGGGAGCACUUGGGUAGAAUCCAGGAUUUACAUCUCAACCCUGCUCUCCUGCCCUUUAAACAGGGAAGAGGGCUGAACCUGCAGCCAUAUAAGGCGCUGGGCUCUCUCCCAAUGUACACAGUGAGUAUUAGAGAAAGGCCUCAAAGCCUCUUUGAUCUGGAUUUGCAUCCUGAACUUUAGACCUGUAACAGAUCAUAACCUUUGGGCCCUCUAUCUCAUCAGAAAACUGAGGCGUUCUUCCAGCCAGUUCUUCCUCACCUGAUUUAGGUCUCUGUUGCUGGACAAGAUACAUUUGAGCCAGAGUAAGAACAAAGCACCCUCAAAUUAGUUUCUUUAAAAGCAAAAUUAAAAGGCUGGAUAAACUAGUUUGAAAUAAGUGAAUUGUAGAGAAAUUGUUGGCUGAAGGUUUCUCAAAUGGUAACAUUAUUGUCAGGAGGGAUUCUAUAUUGGGCUGUAUGAAACAACCAAACCAGAACCUCACAUCAGAUUCUCUUUCUCCAUCUGGUAUACUUCAGAAAUAUUUCAGGAAAGGAUUUUGUUUUCCUUUUUAGGUAAUUUCCCUUCCUCAGUUGAUUAAUGUCUCAAUUGAUGUGCUCAGUAGUUUUUCUUCUCCAUUGAGAACUGUAAGACUCUCUGCCUUUAAACCCGUGCUUAAAAAGAGAUCUGAGCCACCCAAGGAGUUUACCUUUCUUCCUGGUGCACUGACAUUUAAAAGCUACAUCUUAGAAUAAAGCAGAAAAUCUGGGGCAGUCUGGUUACAUGCAGUUUUGGUGGAGUAAACACUUGAUUAUUCAACAAUGAGUCACUCCUGCAGUAACCUUAUUCUGUCAUGAGUGUAUCACAUCUGCUAACUCUCCAAAGCAAAAACCAGAACCUUCACAGCUUUCAAACAUGAAUGCAGCCUCAUGGUUUGCAUGUAACACUCUAUUCAACAAAAGAAGACAGGUACUAGGAGUUUAAAAGGGCCAAGUACUUGUUCUCAACGAGAAUAUAUCCUAGAGAACAACAAAGACAAUUAUGAAGAAAACCUUCUCCAUUCUUUAGCUCCUCUCACAGUGUCUGGCUUAUCCAUUGUUCUUCAAGUCCUUCUCUGUUCUCUUAGAAAGCUGCUGUGGUUUUGGAGUGUAGUGUAUUUUGAACACAGAAUAUUGGGGCUGUUCUGCACUCUGGGUUGACUUCUUGCCUUCUGCCACACUGUCAGUGUUGCCCUGAGCCAGAGCUCAGGUGGGCCUUGGCUGAAGCAGAACCUCCUCCCCGUAACGCCCAGCUCUCCUCAAACCUCCACUCUCUCCUGGCCCUUCAUUUGGUUCAAAAUCAUGUCAUACAAAAGAAGGCUAAGCAACACCAUUUUUGCUACACUGCCUUAAAUUGUAACACUGGAAUUUUAAUUUAAUUUAUUUAACAGUUCUUGUAACAGUAAUUUCAUUAAUUUUGUUGGAAAAGGAGGAAACAGCAAAUAAGGAUAUUGUAGUAAUCACAAUGUCGUAAACUGGGAAAUGGUCCAAGUGAAAUACUGCUAACAUUCAGUAAACUCCUUUUUAUAAGUGGCUCUACCUAAGAGUCCCCUUUCUAUAUUAAAAUUAAGCAGUGCUUGUCUAUUAAAUUCAAAUACUUAAAAUGAACUAUGACAGAUGGUAGGGUUUUUUCUGGACAAUGCAGGAGAUCUAUGCAGGCAGGAUGGUGCAGACAGCACCAUUUGGGGUACUCUAGCCCAUGACCUGGGGCUGCUGGCAGCUGCAGCAGUGGUCAAGAGCUUCAGUCACAUCAGAAUUUCAGAGCACCUGGGGCAGAAAAGAUCCAGCCUGAACAUCCACUCUGUCCUAGAGCAGUUUAGGCUCAGUAAGGGAAUCUUUGUGGCACAGCGUGAUCAUUUUGGUUACUCUUGGUCCACUCUGGUACCUGUGCUUGUCCACCUGUAAAUGGUCUAAGGUGAGGAUUAAAAAAUCCCUUUGUUGAAUCCAUUAUAUUCCUGUCAUAUACAUGUGAACACAUGGUGGUGGUCUGAGCUUUUUGUGAGAAGUUUAAAAUAAUUAAAUCAGUUUCUCCCCCUAAUACAUUGCAAGUUUGUUUAAAGUAAAACUAAAUAAUGGCAGCUGCAAUUAUCUUGUUUGUAAAGAUGAAGGAUUGAGAUAGUGCAUAUAAUGCACCUACAAUUUCAUAGACACACAAUGCAUAAUUUUUUUCAGAAGUUUAGCUAUUAAUAUUUAUAGUAUUGAUCUGAAAGCAUGCUAAAAUCUCUUUAUUAAUGAAAAUAGUCUUGGUUGGAACCAAAAAUUCAGUAAUCAGUGUGACUACCAUGCCACUAGCAAGCUACUAAAUAAUGCAAGUUCAGCCUUUCAUGAAACCCAAAGGGAAGAAAUAUUCUGAUUAAAAGUAGAAAUGUAUGGUAAAGACGAUGAGUAUAAAGUUUAACCAUUACGUAUUUACAUAUUACUUAAGCAAUUGGCAGCUAUAAAAAUAGUCAAAUUAUUAGUUUCCAAAUCUUAACAAUAGAUUAAAGAAAUUUUUUCCCAUUAGAAAAGCUAACUUCAAUCUAUGUUCCACCUACUUUUUCCCCAGACAAUAAAAUGCCAAUAUUGCUAUGACACACUCACAGGUCUGCACAAUAAAAUGUUACAGAUAGCCCACUACUUGUCAUGAAAAACAUAAUUAUUUUUGUAAAUGAAACAUCCUCCCUCCCCCAACCACAAAUAUGGUAAAAUAUUGCUCACAUUAGUUUUGUCACCAUCACUGAAAGAUUAGAAAUUAGCAACUCCUACUCAAGAGCGGGACUUAAAAACAUGCUUUGUCUGUUGCAAAAAUACAUUCUGAGGGGGAAGCACUAACUGUCUAGAGGUUAAAGUUUUAUUUGACAACUCCUAUUCUUUUUCCCUUCCCCUUUCCAAAGGAAGUGCUUAUACAUGUACAUAGGCAUUUGCCAUUUGGGUGAGAUGUUUUCCUUCCAAGUGUGAAAGAGAUGAAACAGCCACUAUCUACUGUGAGCAACCUUUAGUUUGUUUUGCAGCAUAAACAAUAUACGAACUCUUAUUAUAAACUUGUUAUGCUCAUUGCAGGAAAUGAGUUCACAGUCAGCUAAUUAGUAUUUUCUUUAAUGACUUAUGCUUGAGUCUUAACACAGAAGAGCAGCCUCUGGAGGCGUUUGUGUAAUCAAUUCAGCACUGUAGCAUCUCACCCUCGCCAGCCUGGAGUGAGCAGCAAGGCAAGCCCUGGUCUGGAAGUGACUUCAACAUGUGCCUAAGCAUACAGGGAAUUUCUGUUUUCUGUUUAACAUAACAAAAACCCCCUCAUUUGUCCUUGCUAGAUCCAGGCCUGGCAUGGGAUCUGUGCCGUGUUCUAAUUCAGAAGAGGAAAAGCCUUUCCUUUGAAUGAUAAAAAAUCAGGGAGAAAAGGACGGCUGGGGUUGUGUGAUGUCCUGCUCGAAGCAGGUCUGCCUUUGAGGUUGGAGCAGGUUGCAUGGAUCUUGUCUGGGUGAGGCUUAAAAACCUCCAAGGCCCAUGGCUCCACAACAAAUUCUGUAAUUGGAUGUAUUCAGUGCCCUACCAAGGCUGAUAAAAGUGCAGGAAACACCUUUGUAAGUGCAUGUGGUUCAUGGUUUUGCCUUUUUGUUCUGUUGUGCACUGAUCUGAUUAGAAUAAAAUUCAGACCUAGUGGAACUAAGUGCAACCCCCCAUUUUUUCAAAGAACUUCCACCGACAUCAAGAAAUUUUCUUUUUCUUGUUCCCAAUGGACUAAGGCAGAUGUGCUCAUGCUGAGGACAUCAGUGCCUUCUCUCCCCUGUGUGUGUGUGUGAAGCCUGCUUCUCUGACACUGAAACUGGAAUAGGCAUAGAAUCAGAUUCAGGACAUCUGCUGAAGUCUUGUUCUGUAUUGUCUGAGGUCAUUGACAAAAAUCUUGAGUGGCUACUAAGUUACUAGACUGGCACCAAAGAAAGAAGAGGAUUUACUGAGAUUACUCUUUCUCCUCACAAGUACCCUUGGCAAUGCCACACCUGUUUCAAAUGCUGAUGGAAUGGCAGUGCAAAUAAAAACCUUUCUUCUACCUCUUUCCUUGUAGUUCUUCAAGCUUUACUUCCUGUAAUGGGAAUAAUCAGAAAUAAGUUUUCAGUUGCCCUUUUAAAAGCUCAAACUCCAGACCAAAUCUCUAAUUGCAUUCUUUUAAAGGCCACACAGUAGUGUUGAGCUCCGUAGUAAAACACUCAGAAAGGACCUGAAAGUCUGUGCUGGAAACAGCAUCUCUCACCUCAUAGACUCAGCUGUACUGAGCAAGGAGCUGUGAUUUGUGCCUCUACAGAAAACAAUCCAUUUGCACCUUAUUGGAACUAUCUGGAGAGGAAAAGAUAAUGUUGUGGAGACCAGGACAUUUCUUAAAGUGCUUUACCUGGAGGUCAGUGGAAUUUCAUUUAUAAAUGAUAAAAUGCAUGUAUUUUGAAGCUGAAGUAGUGAUGACUGACAAAGUUUAAUAUUACUGUACUUUUCUGUGAACAGUGAUUUUUUUGAAGUGGUGAACAUAUUUUCCAAGAAUAUCGUAGACAUUUGUAACAUGUAUGUUUGUGCCAAUAAAUCUGGUUUUAAGAA